AAUAUGUAUGGCACCUUGGAAGUUGGAACAGGGUGAUUGUUAAUUUGCUAAUUUAAAACUCUAAACUGCCAUGUAUCUGUAUGUCACUGUAGUGGGAGUUGCUGUAGUUUAAUGAAAUUUUCGGGAUGUGUCCUCUCUUCCUUUCAGCAAUUACACCACAAUGCCAUCAAACCCUUCUCUUCCGUGUUCAAAAGUCGAACUCCAGCGCCGCAGUGAACACGCACAAGACAUCUCACUGAUUGCCUCCUCUCAUUCGUGUUCGAAGUUGGCAGGCUCUGAAAAUCGAAAGCUUUCCAGGUACUAAAGCUUGGGCUACUUUUGAUAGCGAAGCCAGUUCCAUUUUGCUGAUCAACCAAGAAGCUUCUCCCAUAACUGAAAUAGGCGUCAUUCUAAGAAACAGGAAAAGAAUAUACCAAAAAAUAACUGAAAAAUAAAUGGGAUUCCCUUAAAGAACAUUGGAAAUUAUGGAAAGAAUUGAAGGGGAAAAAGACCGGUCUUGGGUGGGAUCACAAGAAACGGACUAUUGAUGCAUCCGAGGAGUGGUGGCGUGGCAAAAUUGAGAAAAACAAGGAAUAUGCAAUGUUCAAAGAAAAAGGGGAUUACACCUGAGUUUGAAGUCAAGUUGGAUAAGAUGUUCAUGGGUAUUGCAGCCACCGGAAAGCAUGCAUAUGCACCAUCUUCUACACUACCCAUUCCUAGAAGUCCAGAGCAAGGUGGCAACCUUGAAGGUAGUGGUGACUCUGAGGACAAUGAUCAACCUAAAACCACUCUACCUAAAAGAAAAAGAAAUGAGAGAGCUGAGAAAGGUAAAGGACAAAUACCAAAAAAGGAAAAGGUGGGAGGUGCUGCUUAUUUGGCUAAACAAAUUGACCGAAUGUGUGAGUCAGUUGACAGUAGAAGUACAACAACUUCAAUGAUCAAUACAGGUGUGCAGGAAGGUGGAGGGACUAGUAUUAAGGAAGUGAUGAAGGAUGUCACUUCAUUGCCUGGAGUUGAGCAGGGUAGUAGGCUGUGGUUUUUUACCACCCGAUUGUUUUUAAGUUCAGAGAAGAGAGAGAUGUAUUGCACCAUGGAUGAUCCUAACUUGAAGUUGGAGUGGCUGAAAUUUGAGAUGAAUGAAAAAUAGAAUUAGGUUAUGUUUGAGAUUUUAAGUUUGUGUUUCUUUCAGCAUGUUUUUAUGACGAGAUUUGAAGUUGAUCUUAUCUUUUUCAGCAUGUGUGAGGCAAUUCCCUAAACCCUAUUUUAUUAUAUAAACCUUAUUAUAUUGCUAAUGGAUUAUUAAAUGUACUAAUGUCUUA
Rosa chinensis is the source of this 1298-nucleotide messenger RNA. RefSeq lists its product as uncharacterized. The record is from RefSeq and is a predicted model, not a curated record. The coding region runs from base 527 to 1126 and encodes 199 amino acids. NCBI's taxonomy places the organism in Eukaryota, Viridiplantae, Streptophyta, Magnoliopsida, Rosales, Rosaceae. The transcript is spliced from 3 exons.